Molecule: messenger RNA, 1986 nt
Organism: Kluyveromyces lactis
Lineage: Eukaryota; Fungi; Ascomycota; Saccharomycetes; Saccharomycetales; Saccharomycetaceae
Gene: CIR2
Product: electron-transferring-flavoprotein dehydrogenase
Exons: 1
Coding region: 1-1986 (661 amino acids)
Biological process (GO): electron transport chain
Cellular component (GO): mitochondrial inner membrane
Molecular function (GO): electron-transferring-flavoprotein dehydrogenase activity; iron-sulfur cluster binding
Source: RefSeq, a predicted model, not a curated record
AUGUUAUACAGACAGGUUUUGAAAAGGCCGGCCACGGUGCAAAAGUACGUCAGUCCAGUCGUCUCUAAUGGACUUGUCAGAUACUUUGCAUCUACUCCCCAGAAGCUACAAUUGCACUUGCAAUAUUUCGGUAACAGUGCGAAGCGGUUGCAUGUUAUAACUCGAUCAUUUUCAACUACUUCUCGUAAAUGGCAGUCUGUAGAGAUACCAUUUCAGAAAAUGACAGAGGACCAGCAAGAGGCUUUGACAACUGAAAGACCAGUAGAUAAGGUAGAUUUAUGCAUUGUAGGUGGUGGGCCGGCAGGGUUAGCUGCUGCCAUUAAGUUCAAACAACUAGACAAUGAACAUGGUAACGGAGAAUUGCGUGUUGUCGUCUUAGAGAAGGCUCCGGAUAUGGGCUCACACAUUGUUUCCGGUGUUAUCUUAGAACCAAGGGCAUUAAGGGAGUUGUUUCCUGAAAGCGAAUAUUACGACGAGGAUGGUAAUGGGAUUCCUCUUCCUCCAGAGCUAGUUACCAAGGUAGAACAGGAGGAGCUGAAAUAUUUGGUCGGGAAUAUCGCGUUACCGGUCCCAGAGCCUCCACAGAUGAUGAACAUAAACAAGAACUACAUAGCAUCUUUAUCACAAGUGGUUAGGUACUUGGCAGAACAAGCCGAAGAGUUAGGAGUUGAAGUAUUUCCUGGUAUCUCUGUCUCCGAGGUGAUUUAUGGUGACGAUGGUGAAUCCGUUAUCGGUGUUGCAACUAAAGAUAUGGGUAUAUCGAAGACCGGUGAACCCAAGGAAACAUUCGAAAGAGGAAUGGAAUUCCAUGCUAGACAAACGAUGUUUGCCGAAGGUUGCCACGGUUCCUUGUCAAAAGAACUAAUAAAGAAGUUCAAGUUAAGACAUGAAAGAGACAAUCAAACAUACGGUUUAGGAAUCAAAGAAGUGUGGGAAGUAAAACCUGAAAACUUCAAUAAGGGCUUUGUUGCACAUACUAUGGGAUAUCCUUUAACUAAUGACGUGUAUGGAGGUGGCUUUCUGUACCACUUUGGUGAGGGUUUAGUAACAGUAGGUUUAGUCGUGGGUUUAGAUUACAAGAAUCCAUACGUGUCACCAUACCAGGAAUUCCAAAAAAUGAAACUGCAUCCUUAUUACAAAAAAAUCCUUUCUGGAGGUACCUGCAUAGGUUAUGCAGCUAGAGCUCUAAAUGAAGGUGGUCUCCAAUCAGUUCCUAAAUUGAACUUCCCUGGUGGAUGUUUGAUCGGUGCUUCAGCAGGUUUCAUGAACGUUCCUAAAAUCAAAGGUACACAUACUGCAAUGAAGAGUGGUAUGCUAGCAGCAGAAAAGUCCUUCGAAGAGAUCAUAAAGUUGCCAACCUUGGAAGAAUUAGAAGCGAGUGAAACUGAAAAACUUGUCGCACAUCCAAUUAACCUAGAGUCUUACGAGACCGCAUUCAAAGAGUCAUGGAUAUAUGAAGAGCUUUAUGAAGUGCGUAAUAUUAGGCCUUCAUUCGGAGCAACACCACUAGGGGGUUUCGGUGGUAUGGCAUACUCAGGUGUUGAUUCUUACAUACUCAAAGGCAGAGUUCCAUGGACGUUCCAUCACCAUGCAUCAGAUGCUGCUAUAACAGCAUCUGCAGAUAAAUACAAACCCAUAGAUUAUCCAAAACCCGAUGGAAAGAUUACCUUUGAUAUCUUAACAUCAGUAUCAAGAACUGGAACGUAUCACGAUGAUGACGAAAAAUGCCAUUUAAGAGUCCCUGAGCAAGAUAUGGAAAAACAUACUAGUAUUGCGUAUCCAAAAUGGAAGGGAAUCGAAUCAAGAUUUUGUCCAGCUGGUGUUUAUGAGUAUGUUGAAGACGAAACCUCCCCAUUGGGUGUGAAAUUCCAGAUUAACUCACAAAAUUGUAUUCAUUGUAAAACCUGUGACAUCAAGGUUCCAACUCAGGACAUUAAUUGGGAAGUUCCUGAGGGAGGUGAUGGUCCAAAGUACACACUUACCUGA